GACAGUUUUACUUCUUGAUUCCAUCGAGAUCGGACUUCGCAAUGGCCGACGUCGACAUUCAGAUGAUUGAUGGUCACAGCCAUGGGACGAAUGGCGGCCCUAAUAUCCAUACGGAGUCGUCUAAGGAUGUUCAUCUUUUUAGUAUCCUCGGCCGUUCGGUGUACUAUUACAAUCAAUACUAUGAAGCUCGCCGCAAACGACACACGAUUGACGCAGAAUACCUCAAAGCCCGUCAAUUCUUCAACAUGAACCCCCGCAUUAAGGACAUGAUGGAUGCACAAGUCGCCGCGGCACGUAAAGAGGAGGACGAUAGGAAGAUGAAGUUCGAGGCUGCAGCGGCUGAGGACGGGAACAGGCUUAAGCAGUUGUACAUGCCGCGCGAUGAGGUCGCGAGGUGUGUCGAGGAGAAUGUUUCGAGGCGGGUUAAAAACGAGCUACAGGCGUUGAGGGAGGAGAUAAGGCAGAGUGAGGAGCGGAUCAUGAAACGUGCGAAGACGGAGGUGGGGGCGACGGUGCGGGUGCCUGAAGCAACAAAGCGCGAGAUGGAGGCGAGUACGAGGCGGAUCAAGCAGGAGAUUGGGACGUUGAGAGAGAAGGUUGACGAUCAUGCGACACAACUCACCAAUUUGCGGACGCAGACCCAGAACCAGAGCCAGAAUCAGACCCAGAAACCAGUACUGGUCGAGGUGGACAUCUCGAAACUUGAGGAACAAGUCAUCCAAUACAAAGAAACCUUCGCGCGUGUCAGCGAGCACCUCCAGGCACACAAGUCCGGUAUCGAAGCCUGUCAGAACGCAAUAACUCAGACACACUCCUACCUCACGGACCUCGAUUCACGGUGUCAAGCACGCGAUGAACUUAUUGGUGAGCAGCUCGAUGCGGUGUUGGAGGAAAUCGACAAGAACGCGAAGACAAAUUUGACGGCGAUCUCAACGCUCGAGGAAAAGACGUCGACAGCAGCGGGUGCAAUACCGGCACCGGCGAACGACAAAAUCUGGGCGAAGCUGGCAGAGGUGGAAGCAAAGUUACGGGAGGUCGAGGCACAGAAAAACGACAAAAUAUUGGCCAAGUUGGCGGAAGUCGACACUUACUCAAACCAACUCAAAACCCUAAAAACCCACAUGGCAUCCCACACAAUCGCACUUCGCAACGUCGAAGCCCGCACAACCGGUACCAACCUCGAGCGUGAACGCGUCGCGCAACUCGUCCAGGAAUUCAUGUCUUCACAACAAGGCAGCAUGUUAUUUGCACAGGUCAUCCCGCACGCCGUCGCUACACACCUCCCUCACUGCCUCGGAUUUACGACGAUCGUGAAUCGUCUCAUGGUGGUGGAAAAACGCUUUUCGGAUACUGAACAACGUCUCGUACCCCUUGGACCGGAAAUCGUUACCUGGCAGAAGUUUAGGGCAAGCACGCAUACGUGGAUUAAUGGCGUUAAUAGACGGUUGGAGAUAUUGGAUGGGCAGUGUGAGGACUUGAGGAAGAUCAUCCGAAGGAAUUCUGCUGGGCCUGCGGGUGUUGGUGCUGGUGUGCAGAGCCGGCCUGCGCAGACGACGCCGACGCCGGCGCCGGUUGGUGUACAGAGACAGAUUCCAGCACGGGCAUCAGUGCCGCGAGCGUCGCCAGGUGUUGUACCGGGGCAGGUUCCACGACAGGUACCUCCUCCCGCUGCUGCAGCGUCAGCGGCGCAGGCAUCGCAGCCUCAGCCGGCUCGCUUCGUACAAGCGUCUCAAACAACUCAAACAGCUGAAUCACCUAGGCCUCAAGUAUCUUUAGCACCCAGGCUUCAGGCAGCUCAAGCGCCUCAAGCUGCGGCUGCGGUGCCGAUGGUGAAGAAAGAGUCUGGAGUCGGUAACAAGGACAACAACACGUAGACCUUAUCUUUGUGGAGUAGGAAGCAGGGCAUGGAUUGGCAGGCGUUAUCAUUCAUACUGGAUUCACAUAUAUUAAUUAGAUACAAAGUGCAUAAACGUACAACAAAGCAUGUUUAAUAUUGUUUUUGACCAAAC
This is a messenger RNA of Saitoella complicata NRRL Y-17804, 2009 nucleotides long. RefSeq lists its product as uncharacterized. The record is from RefSeq and is a predicted model, not a curated record. The transcript has 3 exons. NCBI's taxonomy places the organism in Eukaryota, Fungi, Ascomycota, Saitoellomycetes, Saitoellales, Saitoellaceae. The coding region runs from base 42 to 1874 and encodes 610 amino acids.